Messenger RNA from Aspergillus oryzae RIB40, 813 nucleotides. RefSeq names its product alpha/beta fold hydrolase. The record is from RefSeq and is a predicted model, not a curated record. Bases 1 to 813 code for a protein of 270 amino acids. NCBI's taxonomy places the organism in Eukaryota, Fungi, Ascomycota, Eurotiomycetes, Eurotiales, Aspergillaceae. The transcript has 3 exons.
AUGGCGGCGACACAAACUAUUCAAGUUCCCCACCUGGGCGGUAUCAAGGCCGGUUAUGCCCUCUCCAAUGACCACUACGAUCCCUCCAAGCCGACAUGCGUUCUGAUCAAUUCUAUGUGCAUGACCGUCUCUCUCUACCAUGAUCAAUUCAAUAACAAGGAGCUGACCGACGCGAUGAACCUCCUGGCCAUUGAGCCAUUGGGUCAUGGCGCGACUAGUUGUCCCUCCGAACAUUUUACCUAUUGGGAUUCGGCCAUCAUGGCAUUACAGGUGAUGGAUCACUUUGGGAUCCAGAAGGCAUUCGCCCUGGGAACAAGUCAGGGAGGAUGGAUGGUGACCCGGAUGGCACUUCUCGCACCAGACAGGAUCCUCGGUCUCAUGCCCCUGGGAACAUCCAUGGAUUACGAAUCAGCUGAUUCUCGGUCCAAGGGAUGCUGGGACCCCGCAGCCAGUUUGACAGCCUUCUAUGACAAGUGGACGAGCCCUUUGGCCACACCUGACUUUGUUGUCGAUGAUGUUUGGUGCGGUCUGGUAGGAGGCAUUGGCUUCGGGGCUGCGGCCACCGCGGAGAAAUCUGCCUUCUGGACCCAAACCCUGAAAGAGGUGUACAAGGGUGAUGAGGGACGAAAGAAGGUGCGCAUGGCGCUCAAUUGCCUCCUGGAGCGAGACGGACUGUUGCUCCGACUGAGGGACAUCAAAUGUCCUGUUUAUUGGCUACAGAUAAGGGCACUGAGGAUACACCAUUUGGAACCGUCGUUCCUGCGGAGCAAAUCAAACUUUUCACUGCUUCCCCGGAGGCCAAAUUGGUCAUGA